AUGAGCGACUACGAAGACGACUACGACGAUGGCGACGCCGACUUCUUCUAUGUCGAAGACGAGUACAUGGCGGCCGAUGACCUGGCCGAGCACGCUGUUGCCUCGCCGCCGCCUGCAACGUGUGGUGACGAGGACAUGGAAGACGACUGGGACCGCUUCGACUACUUCAACGACCUCGAGUACGCAUCCGACGGCUACGACGACACCCGCUUCCAGGCACUCGACGUCAAGGGUGUGAAGACGGGCAUAAAAAGGAAGCGAGCAGUCGGUGGCCGUUCACGCAGGAAGAAUGUGCCGCAGGUCGAUGCAACAGCGCACACCGAACCAAGUGCGCCGGGCCAUUCGCCCAUUGUCUGGCGCUCCCACGCAGAUCGCGGCCUGAAACCAAAGAUGCUAGACGACAAUGCGCAGCCUUAUGCUCUGUUCAAAGACUGGCGAGAAAAGCUCACGGAAACACCAGACUGGGCAAAGGGGUCACCACCAAACUCACCAGGCGCAUCGUCGUUGCCGUCGGACAAGGAAAAGGGCGACAUGGCAUUUGUCACAAAGCCUGCAUCGCCGCCGUACGACGACGACGACGAGGACGAGGACGAUAAAGAAGGCGAUGAAGACGACAUGAGCACCCAAGGACACGGUAUAUCUCAGGAGGCGCUGCUGGCAGCGCUGCAGCGCCAACUUGCUGCUGCUGGCGGCCCACUGAGCGGCAUGGAUCCCCAGCAGCUGCUCGAGUUUGCUACACGCAUGGCUGCCGACAAAGAUGCAGGUGAUGACAUUGCAGGCGAGAUGGCCGACGCCAUGCUAGAAGGGGAGGAUGAAGAGGACGACGGAGAAGCCGAAGAAAAGCUUCUCUCAUGGGUAGCCCAACAGCGUAACAGCACCAAGGAGACCGCCGACGACGAGUCCACAUCCGCCGACGCAACUCCCUCAAGCAAACAGCCCCCUACACCCCCUUCAUCCAACCACAAUCGCAGCACCGCCACUUCUCAAACCAGCACCACCACCGACUCGAAGACAACAACGUCCUCCCGCAAGCGCAAAGCUGACAACGAGCCCGCCGCCAAGGGCGCCACGCACGCCGUUAAGAAAAGGAAUACGAGAUCUUUCGACGCCCCUACCGCAUCAAGUCAAGCCAAAGCCGCUCUACCAUCCAAG
Messenger RNA from Exserohilum turcica Et28A, 1152 nucleotides. RefSeq lists its product as uncharacterized. The transcript has a single exon. NCBI's taxonomy places the organism in Eukaryota, Fungi, Ascomycota, Dothideomycetes, Pleosporales, Pleosporaceae. The record is from RefSeq and is a predicted model, not a curated record. The annotation marks the transcript as partial.